AUGGAAAAAGUAAAUUCCAAAUCAAGUGGAGUUUAUUUCAUUGGUGGUCCAGGGGGAUCAUGUAAAACUUUUUUAUAUGAAGCGCUCCUAGCUGGUGUGAGGUCUCAAAACUUAAUUGCUUUGGCUACUGCAUCUUCUGGAGUAUCUGCAUCUCUUUUACCUGGAGGUCGGACAGCUCAUUCAAGAUUUAAAAUUCCUUUGGAAAUAGUUGGUGAGGUUAAUUGUUCUGUUAGUAAGCAAUCAACUCUAGGGACUUUGUUGAAAAUGUCAAAUUUAAUACUCCAGGAUAAAGCACCUAUGGUGAAUCGUUGUGCUGUUGAAACUGUUGAUAUAAUGCUCAGAGAUAUAAUUGAUUGCAACUUUCCUUUCGAUGGAAAAGUAGUAGUUCUAGGAGGAGAUUUUCAACAAGUUUUACCAAUUUCUGAUCAAAUUUACACAUAUUAUAAUUUUGAUGAGGCAAUUGACAAGUCAAAACAAAGCCUACAGGAAGAUUUAUUGAAUACUUUGACUCCAAAUGGUAUUCCACCACAUGAAUUGGAGUUUAAAAUAAACUAUUUUGUAAUGUUAUUGUGGAAUAUCAAUCAUUUUGAAGGGUUAUGUAACAGAACAUGCCUUACUUUUAGAAAAUUUAAUAAGAAUGUAAUUCUUGCUGGAAUUACAACUGGUGAGUAUUGUGGAAAAUAUGUUUUCUUACUGAGAAUCCCUUUUGUACCUCUAAAAAGUGAUCAAACUUCAAUUUCAUUCAAAAGACAUCAAUUCCCUAUUAGGCCAUGCUUUGCAAUGAUGAUAAAUAAAGCACAAGGUCAAACACUUGAUUUCGUUGGCUUGUAUCUUCCCGAACUAGUUUUCUCUCAUGGUCAACUUUAUGUAGCAUUGUCAAGAGCUAAAACAAGUAAAUCUUUUAAAGUUUUACUUAAACCAUUAAGCAUAAAAAAUUUACAGAAUACACAUACUAAAAAUAUUGUUUACAAAGAAAUUCUUUCCUUCAUACGUUUAUAA
Olea europaea var. sylvestris is the source of this 999-nucleotide messenger RNA. RefSeq lists its product as uncharacterized. The record is from RefSeq and is a predicted model, not a curated record. NCBI's taxonomy places the organism in Eukaryota, Viridiplantae, Streptophyta, Magnoliopsida, Lamiales, Oleaceae. Gene Ontology annotation, biological process: DNA repair; telomere maintenance. Bases 1 to 999 code for a protein of 332 amino acids. The transcript has 2 exons. Gene Ontology annotation, molecular function: DNA helicase activity.